AUGCCUGCCAAAACCCUCACCAUCGGAGGGGGCAGCAUCAGCGUCCAAGUUCUUGAAGGUUCAUCAACUUACCUGACGUGGAACCAAGACAUCAAGUCUGCGUGCACGCGUCAGAAGAUCUGGAAGUUGGUCACGGGUGAAGAGAAAGUCCUGGAGAAGCCAGAACGACCACCUGCCGGCUCGAAGGUUGAAGAUCGCGAAACGUACAAAUGGGACAGGGAGGAUUUUGAGAAACAACAGGAACAAAUCAAAGACGCCCUUGAAAUCCUGACCGAAUCCGUCCAUGCCUCCAUUCGCGCCAGCAUUCUCGACUUCAACACUCCGAAAGAGAUCUUCGAUCAUCUGAAAGCGCAAUAUGAGCCCAACAAAUCUCGCAGCCUCAUCACCGCGCUCAAUCAGAUGGAAGGCAUCAGCUGGAAGGCAAACACCAACAUCACCACUCUUACCAAUCUCCUCCGGCAAGCGAAGAUAAAUAUCGAGGCUGCUGACGGUAAAUACGACAACGCGCUGAUGAUCGCAAAACUCUCUCGCACUCUUCCGAAAGAAUAUGACGACUUCAUCUCCCGCAACAUCGAUCUUACCGCAACCAUGCCUACCUUCGACGCCCUCAUCACAGACCUCAUCUCGUAUGAGGCUCGUUUUGUUCAUCGCCAUAAGUCAACCACUCAAGAAGCCGAGGGUAAAGAGGAUGGCAAGAAGGACAAAAAGAAGAAGAGUGAUCGACCUCGCUGUGAUAAACCCCCUGGCUGCGGCCUCUAUGGUCACACCAACAAUGAAUGUCGCAAGCUCCAUCCUGAGCUCGGUCCCAUUCCCAGCAAGAAGGACGGUACCAACGACAAGAAGGCCGAGUCGAACAACGGUAAAGACAACAAUAAGUCCGGCCAGCACUCGCAGUCUGGUCAAGCAAAGCCGAAGGUUGUUCAAGAGCUUGGUGCCAUGGUCUAUGUCGACGAACAACACCUCCAGCGUCAACUCGCUGACACGAAGAAGUAUCAUUCUGAGAACGCCCUGAGUACGUCAUCUUCCCCAGCCUCGACACCACCCAAAACCCAUGCUGAUGUCUCCCUCCAGAUCGUCCAAUUUAGGCGCAAAGGAAAGCUCAGUAAUGAGGAAACGGGUGGUGGACCACGAGGACUGGAUGGCGGAAAGGGGCAGGUGGAUUACCACAGCGCACCUAUGGCGCGUUCUCAGAAUAGCUUCCGUAAUGCAAACACCACAACGAUAGUGUUUCACAACUACUUCUCUCCCUUAUCCUCUGUAUCCUUGGAGUCAUCGCCCGGGUCCGCCAGAACGAAGCGUCGUAACGCUAAUCGUCGACGAGCCAAAGGGGGUAGGAAGACUGAAUCCGAGGCAAUCAUCGCCCGCACCGAACCGAAAGUUUGCGGCUCAGUGUAUGGCACAUAUGUCCUUGUUACAGGAGUUGUCAGCACUUUCCUCUGUAUCGUCCUGGCAACGGGCUGGUACACCCACGCCAUGGUAAUUGUCGGAACCCUUGUCCUCCUCGGCCGGGAGCGACAAAAGACCAUCUCUCGGCAGGCGGAAGAGGAUACCCAAGAGGCGAUACAUAUCCUGCGCUCAAUGAACCAUACCAUUGAAGACUCUCUGCGCCUGCCACGUCGUACUCGUCGAACCGAUCGCGGCAACAUAAACGGGCUGUUCGAUCAGAAUCGGUCAGCACCUGCAGUCUCCGUUUUGGGGGAGACCCAGCAGACCUCGCAGUACGCCGCCACCGAAACCGAUACGAGAAGGAACAGUUGGCUCCUCGACUCCGGUGCCAGUGUACACAUCGUCAACAGCCUCGACUUUGUUGUGAAGUCGCGACCAUUUAGUCUCGAGGUUGGGACAGCAGACGGGGAAGGGUCGAUGCAGGUCCUAGGGGAGAUGACAGUUAAACUGCCACUUAUAUCUCCUGAUGGGGAGCGUCAGACGAACCUCACCAUCAAAGAAUGUCUCUUCAUCCCAUCGAGUAGAUGCAAUCUCUUAUCGCUGUCAAAGCUCGCUGAAUCGGAGCUGAACCUCACCGGUGUCUGGAAUCGCUCUCAUAUCACGAUCGAAUAUGAUGUCGACGGUGAUAGGCAGAUCAUCGGAGUGGCUGACAUUCAGGACAAACUGCCCAUCCUGCGCCUGUAUCGUGAGGAAAGCCUGAUCAAACCCGACAUGGAGAAUUUAGCUCUCAACAUCGAUUUCAAAGAUCCUGUGUGGUCAUGGCACUCACGUCUAGGUCACCCCAGUAUCGAAGUCAUGCGCUAUCUUCCGGACACUGUCGACGGCCUCAACAUCACCAAGGCGCAGAUAAACGCGAAGAGAGGCGCGAUCUGCCCGAUCUGCGCCAUCACCAAAGCCACGGUUCGGAUACCAAGAGAUCCAGCUCGACGACGUGGCACUCGUCCAGGGGAGAUAAUGCACUCAGACUCAUGGGGCCCAUACCCAGUUGUGGGUGUUCAAGGAGUCCGGUUCGCAUUGUUCCUCAUUGAUGACUUUAGUCGGUACACCUGGGUAAUCUUUGCCCCCGAUAAGGAAGGUAUGGCGGACCGCCUGAUUCUUCUCCUUCGCGAGGUACAAAAUGUCCAUCAAUUUAAGCUCGGAACUAUCCGAUUGGAUCAAGAGGUUGGUCGUGUGGAGAAGUUCAAGUUGUGGGCAGCGAAACAUGGAGUUCAUAUCGACGACACCGUACCAUACCAACAUUAUCAGAACGGUGUUGCGGAAAGAAACAACCGUACGGUUGCAACCACGACCAAUACUCUCAUCCUACCAGCCAACUACAAUCAUGUUAUCAUUCGAGCGCUUGAGGGGAGACAACGGGAGAUUCUUGCCAAUACAAGUCUUCCGGAGACACUAUGGCCAUACGCAAUGCGGCACGCCGUAUGGGUGAAGAAUCGCUUACCGACUCGGGCUAAUAAGGAUCGCCUCACGCCAUGGAAGAUGCUCAAGGAUCAAUCGCCUGACGUCACCCAUGAGAAAACCUGGGGUAGUCGCGUAUACCUCACGAGACCUCACGAACAACGUCUCAGGACAAGACAACCAAAACUAAGCCCACGGGCUGACCCUGGACACUUCAUCGGCUUCGAAAGCGAAGCAAUCUUGUACGUGUACGACCUCGAGAAAAAGAAGGUUAUUCGAUGUGGUACCGACAUACGUGUUGCCGAGCGAGAAGGCUUACAUUUCGCUCACGACGAGCCCAGCUUAAAGGAUCGUCUUCCGGAGUGGAAUGUACCCACUGGGGAUGAUGACCAAGUCAGCGACGAACACGAAGAUUCUGGAGAUGACGCCGGUGUCGAAGAUGAAGCGAUCAACGAAGCCGAUGACGAUGCAGCUUCUGACCGUGUCCCCUGUUGCGAUGACGAUGCAGCCUCCGACCGUGUCCCCUAUUGCGAGGACGAUACAGCUCCUAACUCUGUCUCUCACCGCGAGGAUGAUGGAGCGUCUGCUCGCGUCCCGCAUUGCGAGAAUGAGGGAGUUUCCGGCAAUAUUGAUUGGCGACCUACCGAUGAGCAAGACACCCUUAAUCCUCCGAACUUGCCAACCGCGGACGACACGUCGAACAUCCCCGAGAUUGACUCUCUCUCCAUACGAGACAAGGACGCUCAAAUGGAUAACGCGGAUCGGCGAAUAAGUCAACGUGAAAGUGAGACCGAUUCAGAGGAGGAAGCUCGACGUCAACAGGCCAUGUGGGAGAUCACGGACGCAGAAUACGGCUUUAAUGAUUACGAUUAUGACGACUUCGGUAGUGGCGCCUACUACGUCGCUAUGCUGGCGGAUAAGAUUUCUCGCUACAAACCAAAAGAAGACUGGGGUGAGCGACAGCGAGCGGCGCCGACCCAAGACCGCAUUGUGAACUGCGAAGAUUGUGGUAAACCGUGUACUAUGCACGGGAGUUUCGUCACCGAGAAGGGGCGACUAUGUUUGGCAUGCGCCUCGCUGAUUCCGGAUCCAAAAGUGUGCUCCAGAUGUCAGAUGAAUUUCAAGAACUAUUGCCACUCUCAGAUCGGUAAGGUCUGUCAAUCGUGCUCAGUUAAACUCAUGGAGGAUGACGAUAGCGAUGUCACGAGAUGUGACCAAUGCUUCAAGCUGGCCAAACGCGUUCUUCCUACACAGCAUGGCCACCUUUGUUCCAGCUGCGCUCGAAAGAUUCCCAACCCCUCUACUUGCCCGGUAUGUGGCAAGGGUGCUUCAAAGUGGCACCACUCGCUGGGAGGCAAGAUAUGUGGUCCUUGUUACAAGGUUGCGCAGAGAAAGGCCGAAAGACGGAAAGUCGAAUGUACCGAAUGCUAUCAUAUGGGUCGUGAAUGCGACUAUAACGUCCCGUGUUCCAACUGUGUCACGCACGGAAAGAGAUGCUUCGGCCUUCAGAAAAAGAACGGGAAACCUCCACAACGAUACAUCGAUAAAUGUUUCAGCUGCGCAACACGUAAUAUUCUUUGUAGCGGCAAAAGACCGUGUGGCUCCGACCUGUGCAAGAAGUGGGCUGGAAAAUGUAUCUACUGGAAGGGCGACGGCUGGGAGACACUUGAACCCUGCAUGUCAUGCCAGAAAGCAGGGGGUCCCGGUUUCAAAUGUGAUGGCGGACGACCAUGCGGGCAAUGCAAGCAGGGCGCCUUGAAAUGGUGCUAUGAAGUUGACGUUCCCAAUAUCGUGCUGAGAUGUUUCCCCAUUACGGAGAAAGGUCUGGAGAUCAUACGUCGCGCCACUGAGAAGUGCCGAUCGUGUACCGCCGACAGCAAAGGUUUCCAGUGCUCUGGAAGAGACGGAUAUGCACCCUGCGUACAAUGCGUCAAAAAUAAUCACGUUCUUUACUGCUCGUGGGGCGAUGGGGAGAGCCUGGUUAAGAUUCCUACUAAACCAUGGUCAAUUUCAUCAUCUAUCAACUCGGACGGCGAAGAAACAACACACAAAGAACUUGACCCGAUCAUAUCCAAAUGGUCCGCCUUCGAGGUUGAGAAAGCCUUUCGACAUGGGGGUAUGUUUCAGGAUCGUGAAGCGUCCCAGGAUCAGAUGAAACGUGUGAAAGCUCGGAAGGAAUCAGAAUUUUACGCUGCCAACUCAGACGAAGAAGCCACAGACCUCACGGUGCCUGGAAAUCAGCAACCCAGCAGCACAUCCAUCUUCGUUGUACCCACCACUAGCGCGAUCACGGAAGCUGAACAGGAAUUUGUCUCCUUAUUUCCCAACGGCUAUGAAAUUAUACCUACCAGUGCGGAAGACUUACAAUGCGCUCUUUACGCUAUCGCGGAAUCGCUCAAAAGCAUGAAAGACCGAGGAAUGGAUGUCCCAAUACCUACGAUUGACGAACUCAUCCUAGUGUCAGAAGAUGCGUAUGUGAAGGCAGAGUUCGACGCAUUCUUAGUCAAUGGUACAGAGGCGAAUCGAAACCAUUGGAGCGCCGACCAGGCCGGCGCUAUAGCAAAUUAUUGGGCAAAGGCAUGGCACGGAGUGGAAAUACGGGUCGGCUGCGUUCAGCCCGGCCGUAAGCCCAUGCUCACGCCUUAUCAGACUGGUGAUGAUAAUAGGCGGCCGAUCACCGUCUUUAUCUACAACAAUGCUAGGCAAGGGAGAUACUCAUCGGCUGAAGAUCCAGCUCAUUUCUCCGGUCUGCGCCCGAAGCAAACCCGCAAGCAUAGCUUGGGUGACACGUACGAGACACCCAGUGCACCUAACGACAAAGACGACAACGGUGACAGCGACUUGGGGGAGCAGGAAGAUGAUAUCCUGGGCAUAAAGAUUAGAGACACCACCGAGUCUUCGAGGAAGAAGAUCCGAUCCUGGGGCUUCGUCGGGCAUACAGGCACGUUGAGCGAUAGCCGGCAGCUGGCAUUGAUGCCCGAACCCACCUCAUACAAAGCAGCUAUGAAUGGACCAGAGAAGACCCAAUGGAUGACGGCGAUGAAGGCUGAAUACAAUGGCCUUGAAGACAACGGUACCUGGACGAUCGUCACCUGGCCCGCGGGAGUGAAGCCGAUCACGACUAAGUGGGUUUACAAGCGUAAGCUUGAUGCUUGUGGAGCAAUCGCUAGAUACAAGGCUAGGCUGUGUGCACGAGGCUUUCAGCAGAUCCUAGGCAUCGAUUUCCACGAAUCAUACGCGCCUGUCUCGAAGCAUACUUCCUACCGAAUACUGUUCACUUUGUCCGUAUCCCUCGGCUGGUUUAUUCAUCAGGUCGAUAUCAUCCAAGCAUUUCUGAACAGCCUACUGCGAGAGUGUGUCUAUAUUCGGGCACCAACUGGUUUUCCUUUGAAGAAAGGUCAACUUCUGCGCCUGAAUAAAGCGCUUUAUGGUCUCAAACAGGCAGCGCGAGAAUGGUAUUUAACCUUGAGCUCCGCACUCACCAAACAAGGGUGGCGAGUAUCAAGAUAUGACGACUGCAUCUUCAUUCAUGAAGACCUCAAGCUGUACAAGUCAAUCUGGGUCGAUGAUAUUGCCAUCUUUGGGAAGGAUCGGAGCUCCAUCGAACAGAAGAAGCUUGAUUUGAGCUCCGUGUUCAAACUGACGGACGAGGGCGAAUGUCGGUACUAUCUCGGAAUGAAUAUUACUCGCAGGGGUAAUUACAUUCACAUGACGCAGGAGACUUACUUUACUCAGGCCUUGAAGGUCUACGGAUUAUGGGACAUCCCUGGCAAAUCAUCGCCGCUCAACCCAAAGAUACGACUUGCAAAGAGUGGCAUUGCUGAGGCCUCGGAGACAUUUCCGCCGCGAGAAUACUCCUUACCUGAGUGCGACCCAAAGUUCAAAACACUCUUUCAGUCAAAAGUCGGGAAGCUCAACUUCCCUGCAAACAUCACUCGACCAGAUCUGGCAUUCCCGGUUGGCUACGUGGCUAGAUAUAGUGCGAAUCCGACUCAAGAGCAUAUGGAUGCCGUCGAUCAUAUCUUUGCAUACGUCAAAAAUACGAUUAGUCUGGGUCUCAAGAUACAGCUUUCAACUACAGCACUCACGCUAGAAGGCUAUGUUGACAGCGAUUUCGCGGGAUGUGUCGACACGAGGAAAUCAACAACGGGCUGGAUAUUCUUUCUGGGAGGCAGCGCAAUCUCGUGGAAAUCGAAACGUCAGACAAUCACGACGACAUCCACCUGCGAAGCGGAGUAUGUUGCUCUGGAUAACGCCGCAAAAGAGGCGAUAUAUCUGAAAAACUUCAUCAACGAUCUCAAAGUGGAGGGACUCUCAGUGUUUGAAAAAGUACGAAUUCAUAUCGACAACGAUUCUGCUAAUGCAGUCGCCAACAAUCCUGGCAACUCCAAUCGGCUCAAACACCUCGAAGUCAGUUACCAUUUUGUUAGGGAAAAGAUUCAACAGGGAGAAAUCGAACUCGUGCGAGUCCCAUCGUCGGAAAACAUCGCUGACAUGCUGACGAAGCCGUUGAAUGGAACGGUGAUUCAGUAUCUCAGGGAGAAGGCUGGUCUCUACUGA
Molecule: messenger RNA, 7401 nt
Organism: Cladophialophora bantiana CBS 173.52
Lineage: Eukaryota; Fungi; Ascomycota; Eurotiomycetes; Chaetothyriales; Herpotrichiellaceae
Exons: 1
Coding region: 1-7401 (2466 amino acids)
Biological process (GO): DNA integration
Molecular function (GO): nucleic acid binding
Source: RefSeq, a predicted model, not a curated record